UUAUAAUUUUGAGGUUAAUAUUAAGUGCGAUAUCUUCAUCUUUAAUAAUAAUUUUAAAAAAAUUUUGCAAAAAUGGCCGGAUUAACUGCCCUAGCAUGCGUAGGUCAGAACGAUUUGCUUGCUUUGCGUAAAGUCUGCAAUAGGCAAGAAGAACGUGAAAGAAAAGACUUUUACGGUAAUACCGCUCUACUAAAAGCCUGUUAUUUGGGUAGAUUGGAAGCGGCAUUAAUUUUGUUGCGUUCCGGAGCUGAUGUCAAGGCGGCAAAUUAUUGUGGACAAAAUGCCUUAACCUUGGCCACUUAUGCUAACAAUCGGGAGUUAGUAUACGAACUAUUACGUUGGUGCACUUAUAAGGAAUUCAAUCAGCUUACUUUAACUCCACCAAUAUGUGUAGCAACAAUGCUUGGACAUUGGCCACUUCAAAAAUUUUAUAAAGAAUUGGAUCGUCAUAACUAUGAAUAUAUACAGACUGCGCACGGACUUAAUUGUGAUGAUAUUAUGGCUUUUAUGAAACUCGAAAAAAUGCACUAUUAACUCAUUAUUUAUCGCAGAUUCCAGAAAAGAUAUUCUUCACAUUAUGAAAAUCACAAAUUGAAAUAAAAUUACUUUUGUUACUUACCCCUAAUGGCAAAUCGUAA
Molecule: messenger RNA, 638 nt
Organism: Glossina fuscipes
Lineage: Eukaryota; Metazoa; Arthropoda; Insecta; Diptera; Glossinidae
Product: DNA replication inhibitor plutonium
Exons: 4
Coding region: 73-534 (153 amino acids)
Molecular function (GO): protein binding
Source: RefSeq, a predicted model, not a curated record